AUGGAGUUGAGUUUGGGGCGGGCUGGGUGGAUGUGUGAGUCCUGGUGGAGAAGAUCCGUGUGUGUGAGUGCUGGAGCUCUGCUGGCUGCUGCUGUUUACAUCCUGUACGAGCUUCUGUCCAUCAGGAAAGAACAGGAACUCGACUCGACAGACGCCAUCAUCCUCCAUCAGUUCUCUCGACCCAGAACCGGCGCUCCCAGUCUCCAUCCCCUCUGUCUGAAGAUAGAAACUUACCUGAGAAUGGUGGAUCUACCGUAUCAGAAUUAUUUUGAUGGCGGUCUCUCAGCACAGGCUUCCAUGCCGUGGAUGGAGUACAAUCACCAGCGAGUAUCAGGAACAGAGUUUAUGAUUGAGUUUCUGGAGGAGAAGCUGGGAGUGAGUCUCGAUAAGAGUCUGAGUUUGGAAGACAUAGCUGUCGCCCGUACCAUCACCAAACUGGUAGAGGAACAUCUACACUGGACCCUGCUGUACUGUCAGUGGGUGGAGCGGAGGGAUCAGACUGAGCAGAUGAUGGAUAAGUGUGAGUGGAUGAGAUGGACUGUGUGUGAGCUGAAUGGAGGUUUGUUGAAGAACGUGAUGUUUCUCCAGGGCAUCGGACGCUUCAGCACACACCUCAUACACAACCUGCUCGAGAAAGACCUGCGUACCCUCUCCACCCUGCUCGGUGAUAAGAAGUACAUUAUGGGAUUAAAGAUCUCCAGUGUAGAUGCUGCAGUGUUUGGACACGUCGCUCAGGCCAUGUGGACACUACCAGGAUCCAAACCGGAACAACUCAUUAAAGGUGAGCUGAAGAACCUGGCCAGGUACUGUGAGAGGAUCAGGACUGAGUUCUGGCCCGAGUGGAGGGUUGAGUCUGAACACUGGUGUUUGGAAACACUGGACCAGAGUGAAACCGACUCUCCAACAAACUUAUACUCGCCUGACACGGACCGCUCAGGACACUCGCUAUCCGACUCAGACAUGGAGAUCAACCAAUCAGAUACUGAGAAUCUGCUGGAAUCAGAAGACUUUUGACCCCUGAGAGAAGAACGUUAGUUUUAGAGGAGCAGCGUUUGGACUGUGUGAUGGAGAUGAAUUCUGAUCCACAUUCUACACAGAGGAGGAACGCAGCAGUCAGCCGUCAGUCAAACCGACUAGACGGGACUUUACUGAGUCAGACUGUUUCUGCCCUCAUUUAUUUAAGUUUAUGAGUCUGAUGAAGCUUCUGUUCCAUCUUCAUGUCUGAUUAAUGCUGAGAUGGUUUUGGUCUCACAGCAGGUGGAAAUACUGAGCUUUGUUCGUGUUGCAGUUUUUUUAUCACCACACGGUGGCGCCACAUACAGUCAACACAGUCAAGUGAUGAAGCUAAAACUGUUUUUAUUUUUCUCCUUUAAUUCACAUUUAAUCUGAUCUGCUCUCUCACAAUCAACCAAACUAAAAAUAAACUGUGUGAUUAUCA
Trichomycterus rosablanca is the source of this 1438-nucleotide messenger RNA. RefSeq names its product failed axon connections homolog, metaxin like GST domain containing b (gene faxcb). NCBI's taxonomy places the organism in Eukaryota, Metazoa, Chordata, Actinopteri, Siluriformes, Trichomycteridae. The transcript has 7 exons. The record is from RefSeq and is a predicted model, not a curated record. Gene Ontology annotation, cellular component: cytoplasm. The coding region runs from base 1 to 1014 and encodes 337 amino acids.